Molecule: messenger RNA, 2962 nt
Organism: Gasterosteus aculeatus aculeatus (three-spined stickleback)
Lineage: Eukaryota; Metazoa; Chordata; Actinopteri; Perciformes; Gasterosteidae
Gene: ppp1r7
Product: protein phosphatase 1, regulatory (inhibitor) subunit 7
Molecular function (GO): protein binding
Source: RefSeq, a predicted model, not a curated record
UGAACGCGUGGCGCCAUCUAGCGCGUGACCGCGGCACGAGCCUCCACCGGAUUGGCUGAGCAGUCGUCAGGACUGUUUACAGGAAACAUGGCUUCCAGGUCUGUGGGAGAGCUUCAAGAGAUGGAAGUGGACCGGCGGGGUGAGUCCGAGGAGUCCGGCGAUGAUGAGACCAAGAGGAGGAGUAUCAAUGGCAACGUGGACCGCGACCAGCCCGCCACCACAAGUAAAGAAGAGUCUCCUGUUGACAUGGACACCAUAACGUUGGACCCAGAAGAAGAGGACGUUGAUCUUGUUCAUUGUCGUAUUGGAAAGAUUGAAGGGUUGGAGGUGCUAAAGAAAGUUAAAACCCUCUCCCUAAGACAGAAUCUCAUCAAAAAGAUUGAAAACCUUGAAAGUUUGAGCUCGCUGCGGGAACUAGAUCUCUAUGACAAUCAGAUUCGCAAACUGGAGAACCUGCAGAACCUCACGGAGAUCGAGCAGCUUGACAUGUCCUUCAAUAUGCUGAGGAAGGUGGAGGGUCUGGAGCAAAUGACUAAGCUGAAGAAACUUUUUCUACUUCACAACAAAAUCGGCAGCAUUGCCAACCUGGAACACCUCACAGGCCUGGACAUGCUGGAACUGGGCUCCAAUCGCAUCCGGAUCAUAGAGAACCUGGAUACUCUUUCAUCUUUGCAAAGUUUGUUUCUUGGCACCAACAAAAUAGCCACGCUUCAGAAUCUGGAGGGUUUGCACAACUUGACCGUUUUAAGUAUUCAGAGCAACCGGAUCACUAAAAUUGAAGGUCUACAGAAUCUUGUCAACCUAAGAGAGCUCUAUCUGAGCCACAACGGCAUCGAGGUCAUCGAGGGCUUGGAAAACAAUAAGAAGCUUACGACCCUGGACAUCGCAGCCAAUCGAGUAAAGAAAAUCGAGAACAUCAGCCAUCUGACCGACCUGCAGGAGUUUUGGAUGAACGAUAAUCAGAUAGACAACUGGUCCGACCUCGACGAGCUGAAGAACGCCAAGUCUCUGGAGACGGUCUACCUCGAAAGAAACCCUGUACAGAAGGACCCACAGUACCGGCGAAAGAUCAUGCUGGCGCUGCCCAGUGUGCGGCAGAUCGACGCCACCUUCAUCCGCUUCUAAACCGCAGUAAAAAAUAAAUAAAAAAUUGAGCGGACAGCUCCGCAGCGUAGUCCCUCGCCGCCCUGCGUGCCCUACCUCCGAAAGAAACUUCAUUUUGAAACAAAACACACUCCUCACUGAAUCAUAUAGUCGCUCUGUGCACAAAUACGCAUUCCGGCGUUCACUCUCACCCACGGCUUACUCAACACGUACGUGUUUGCAUGUGUGCGCUCAUUCACACCGUGAUCAAUGCUGGGGGGGUUGACGCAUUUUUUUAAUUUCUUAAGGAGGAUAUGAACUGGAAGAAGGAUUUCAAAAUGUACCAUUUCCUGAUUUUUCUGCACUGAUUUUCGUUUUAUUGUUUUGCAUGCACGAUGGUGUGGGAGACAUAUUUCAUCAAUUGCCCAUCAGGAAAAUAAGAUAUCAGUGGUUUGUUACAUUUCAUAAGAUUGCCCUGCUAUCAUGUGAGAGGAAAGUUCUUACUAUGAGAGUUUAUUCCAUUUGGUUUGAUCGUGUAAAGCUUUUGACACAAGUAACACACUGAGUUAUCGAACAAUUAAACAGACGUACAUCUAAAAAAGGGAAGUCCCUCAGAAAAUGGGUAACAUAUUGUAAUCUUUAGAAUCAAAGGAUCACAGAAAUAGUUCUAAAAUGCGACUUAACGCGUCACAGUGACACCGUGUAGGUCCAGGCCAGUUCAGCCCCGGCUUAGAGCUGUCAUUUGAAGGAAAACACCAAGAAAUGAUAUAUCAUUUUUAAUAAACUGGUAUUGUUAAUGAUGAAAGGAAAAUCUGGAUUUCUAGGCCGUGUCCGCAUAUUUUACUCCUCACUGAUUACAGCUUCUCUUUUGGACUUUGGGGAAAUUGUUCAUAUCUGUUCUGAUAACUCUAAAAUGUAGAUUGUAUUGUAAGUGAAUUUAUAAUAUAUAUAAUCGCAGGACUGGCUUCACUUAUGUGUUGAUAACCGAUGUAGGAUCAUUUACAUAUUCCUGUUUUCAAGUGUUCAGAUAUAUGCAAAGAGGCUAUAAUUCAUAUUCUGUAAUAGUCUUUCUUCAAUACUGCCUACAAGCAGAUCGUGGUUCAUGUUUAUGUUGCCGUGGCAUUUCUUAGAUCACGGAGUGACCUAUUGUGAUGGUCCCACAUGUUGCAUUAAUAGACUUAAUAUACUCCCAGGUUACAAUGAGCAGGUUAUAUAUGUGAAUAAUCUCCCACCUCAGAUUACAAUGCAUCGUUGGGUAUAGAUGAAGAAUGCCCGACUAAGUGUUUUCUGUGCAACACAAGACUAUUUCAUACCUUUCAUCUGGGUCUGAAGUGUCUUCAAUGAGAACUCUCCCUUUGGCAGGAACAUAACAGCACAGUAUGCUGGUUUGUAUUGUAGGUGACUUGGCCGGCUUUCAAAGGAUUCAAAAUUAUGAUAAAAAAUAUUAUUCUUGAAUUUGAAUAUAACUUAACUGUAGAAGAUGUAUGAGCAUCACAUUGACAUCAAUAACUACAUGUCAAUGUGAAGCCAUUUUAUAUUUAGCUUCAAAUAGAAUUACAAUUGGCCAGUAGGGUCGGAGGGGUCACAAGGUGUAUUAAGUAUAAUUUGGACACCUUACGUUGUAGAAAGUCACUUCCAUCAUCACCUUCCCUUUUUUAAGUGAAAUUCUUCUUUCUUUUCAACAGGCAGCUCAGCAGCUUUAUUUGAGAACAGUGAUGAAGAUAACUUAACCUUGAUUGGUUACUGAAUAAGCAAUUAUUGGAUUUUCUACCAGCUGAUCGUUGUUGAAAACUGAGUUUUCAGUUUUUGGACUUGGUUCAUGCUGUUUUCAAACUGAAUGUAUUAUGCAAACAAUAAAAUGACACGACUUAAAGACAAA